UCUUCUCUUCCUUCUCUGCUCAGGAACAUCCUGGCUCCGAGUGGGCCACGCCGAUGCCGUCUGCAGCGCCGCUUUCUCCUCCGAGGGAGCCUGCAGGCGGGAGAAAGAGAGGCAGCCGCCGGGGCGCGCUGCGCUUCCUCCUCCUCCCUCCUCUCGGCGCCCGACCGGAGUGGGAACUGACGCGCCCCAGCCUUUGUCGAGCGGGAUAGGCGGGAGGAGGGGGGGUGCGAGGAGGCUCUUGCGGGAACAAUCCCGGCCACUGAAUAGAAAAUGGAGGAGACUUUUCAGAAGGAAAGUCCUGAACAGGUGAAACUGCAUAAGGCAGCAGCAGAAAUAUCCCUGUGGAGUUGUUGCCAAGUAGAUGAUGAUUCUGAAAAUCAACAGGGGCCAGAAACACAAGCAAACAAGUGCUCUGAAUCGGAAAGACAGAAGUGUUUCCCUUCCCAAGGACACUCCAAGGAAGCAAGAAAGCUGCCUGUUCAACAAAGAAAUCGGAUGUCAAAGAAACAGCACCCUUGCCCUGACUGUGGGAAAGUCUUCAACAGGACCUCGGCCCUCAACGCGCAUCAGAGAGUCCACACGGGGGAGAAGCCCUACAAAUGUGCAGAGUGUGGGAAGAGCUUCAGUAAGAGUUCGCACCUCAUUGCUCAUCAGAGAAUCCACACAGGCGAAAGGCCGUACACCUGUAUGACUUGUGGGAAAAGCUUCAACCACUCCUCACAUGUCAUUACCCACCAGAGAACCCACACAGGGGAGAAACUCUAUAAAUGCCUUGAGUGUGGGAAAAACUUCCGGUACAGCUCCGAUCUCAUCAGGCACCAGAUUGAGCACGCGGGAGAAAAACCUUACCAGUGCUCCGACUGUGGGAAGUGCUUCAACCGGAGCUCAAACCUCCUCAUUCACCAGAGAAUACACACGGGCGAGAAACCCUACAAGUGCCUCGAGUGCGGGAGGAGCUUCAGCUACAGCUCCGUCCUCAUCAAGCACCAAAAAGUACACACCUCCGAGAAGCCUUAUAAAUGUCCUGACUGUGGGGAAGGUUUUCACGUGAACGCAAGUCUCCUCACACACCAGAGAGUUCACACAGGAGAGAAACACUACUCAUGCUCGCAGUGUGGGAAAAGUUUCCGAUGGAUCUCGCACCUUACCAGGCACCAGAAGAUCCACACAGCAGCGAAACCUGUUUAAACGCUCGGAACACUGGGAAAUCAUCCGUGUGUGCUCAGAUCUUAAGUUGGAGUAUAUUUUUGUUUAGUGUAUUCUUCCAUUAUCAUUCCUUUGAUCUCUUGUCUAAUUUUACAGUGUAAGACACUUGGGGGAAGGAAUUUUUCCAUAUUAUUCUUUUGUAUUUGUUUGUUUGUGUGUGUGCACACACACAUAUGAAAAUAUCACUGUAUCAGUAAUAAAACACUUAAAUCCAA
Molecule: messenger RNA, 1421 nt
Organism: Podarcis raffonei (Aeolian wall lizard)
Lineage: Eukaryota; Metazoa; Chordata; Lepidosauria; Squamata; Lacertidae
Product: zinc finger protein 239-like
Exons: 2
Coding region: 271-1188 (305 amino acids)
Biological process (GO): negative regulation of transcription by RNA polymerase II
Molecular function (GO): DNA-binding transcription repressor activity, RNA polymerase II-specific
Source: RefSeq, a predicted model, not a curated record